Messenger RNA from Jaculus jaculus (lesser Egyptian jerboa), 8412 nucleotides. RefSeq names its product thyroglobulin (gene Tg). The transcript is spliced from 48 exons. The coding region runs from base 1 to 8310 and encodes 2769 amino acids. Gene Ontology annotation, biological process: thyroid hormone generation. The record is from RefSeq and is a predicted model, not a curated record. NCBI's taxonomy places the organism in Eukaryota, Metazoa, Chordata, Mammalia, Rodentia, Dipodidae.
AUGGCCCUGGUCCUGUGGGUCUUGACCCUGCUGGGCCCAAUCUGCUUGGUGUCAGCCAACAUCUUUGAGUACCAGGUAGAUGCCCAGCCGCUGCGUCCCUGCGAACUGCAGAGAGAGAAGGCCUCUGUGCAGCAGGCCGACUAUGUGCCACAGUGCUCUGAAGAUGGAAGCUUCCAGACUGUCCAGUGCCAAAAUGAUGGUCGCUCUUGCUGGUGUGUGGACGCCAAUGGCAGUGAAGUACCCGGCAGCAGGCAGCAGGGGAGGCCAGUGGCUUGUCUGUCUUUCUGCCAGCUGCACAGGCAGCAGACCCUGCUGAGUGGCUACCUCAACAGCACGGCCACCUCCUUCCUGCCUCAGUGUCGAGAUUCGGGGGACUACGCAGCUGUGCAGUGUGACCUGUGGGGAGGGCAGUGCUGGUGUGUGGACACAGAGGGCAUGGAGGUGUACGGGACCCGCCAGCUGGGGAGGCCAACAAGGUGUCCAAGGAGCUGUGAGAUAAGAAACCGGCGUCUUCUCCAUGGAGUGGGGGACAAGUCGCCACCCCAGUGUUCUGCAGAUGGACAGUUUAUGCCCGUCCAGUGCAAGUUUGUCAACACCACGGACAUGAUGGUUUUCGAUCUGGUCCAUAGCUACAACAGGUUUCCAGAUGCAUUUGUGACCUUCAGCUCCUUCCGGAGCAGGUUUCCUGAGGUGUCUGGGUACUGUUACUGUGCUGACAGCCAAGGGCGGGAGCUGGCUGAGACAGGUUUGGAGAUGCUGCUGGGUGAAAUUUACGACACCAUUUUUUCCGGCCUGGAUCUGGCCUCCACCUUCGCUGAAAGCACUAUGUACCGGAUCUUGCAGAGACGUUUCCUGGCCGUGCAGUUAGUCAUCUCUGGCAGAUUCCGAUGCCCCACGAAGUGUGAAGUGGAGCAGUUUGCGGCCACUAACUUUGGUCACCCCUACGUCCCGAGCUGCCACAGAAAUGGGGACUACCAGGCAGUGCAGUGCCAGACAGACGGACCGUGCUGGUGUGUGGACGUCACGGGAAAGGAGAUCCCUGGCACCCGGCAGCAAGGGCGGCCACCAUCUUGCGCUGAAGGCCAGUCAUGUAGCUCAGAAAGGCGGCAGGCUUUGUCCAGGCUCUCCUUUGGGACCUCAGGGUACUUCGCCCAACAGGACCUGUUCUCUUCUCCUAAGGAAAAGCCAGGCUCUGUGAGUGGAGCCAGAUGGGCCACUUCCUGCCCACCCACCAUCAAGGAGCUGUUCGUGGACUCUGGGCUUCUGCGCUCAAUGGCGGUGGAGCAGUCCCAACAGCUUUCUGCACCAGGAAGUCUCCUCCCAGAAGCCAUCAGAGCGAUUUUCCCCUCCCGAGAGCUGGCUCGCCUUGCCCUUCAGUUUACCACCAAUCCCAAGCGCCUCCAGCAAAACCUCUUUGGAGGGACAUUUUUGGUGAAUGUUGGCCAGUUUAACUUGUCGGGAGCACUUGGUACAAGAGGCACAUUUAACCUCAGUCAAUUUUUCCAGCAACUUGGUCUCCCAGGCUUCCAGAAUGGAGAGGAACCAGUAGACCUACCGGGGCUACGCUCUGUGGGGUUGGAUUCAAAUACUACCUCGGAAACACUCGUUGCCUCCAAAAAGGAGGUUGCCAUGAAUAAGACAGUUGUGGGCCGUUUUGGCUUUGAGGUCAACGUACAAGAGAACCAAAGUGCUUUAAAAUCCCUUGCUUCUCUCCUGGAUCUUCCAGAAUUUCUGGUCUUUUUGCAGUAUGCUAUUUCUGUGCCCGAGGAUGUAGCAAGAGACUUGGGUGACGUGAUGGAAAUGGUGCUCGGCUCCCAGGCCUGUGGGCAGACACCAGGAAGGCUCUUUGUCCCAUCGUGCACCGCUGGAGGGAGCUAUGAAGAUGUCCAGUGCUAUGCUGGCGAGUGCUGGUGUGUGGAUUCCCAGGGCAGAGAGCUCCCGGGGACAAGAGUCAGAGGUGGACGCCCGAGGUGCCCCUCAGAGUGCGAGAAGCAAAGGGCUCGUACGCAACGCCUCGCAAGCAGCCAGCCGGCUGGGUCCAGCUUCUUGGUCCCUUCUUGUACUGGCGAGGGGCGUUUCCUGCCCGUGCACUGCUUCAACUUCGAGUGCUACUGUGUUGAUGCCAAGGGUCGGGCUAUUCCAGGAACCAGGAGUGCCGUUAAUGAACCCAAGCAGUGUCCCAGGCCCUGUCAGUUAGAGGCGGAGCAAGCUUUCCUUGGGACCGUGCAGGCCUUGCUGUCUAAUGCCAGCACACCUCCUGCCUUCUCCAGUAUCUACAUCCCGCAGUGCAGUGCCAGCGGGCAGUGGAGGCGAGUGCAAUGUGAUGGGCCUCCUGAGCAGGUCUUCCAGUGGUAUGAACGAUGGGGCGCUCAGAACAGCAGUGGCCAGGAGCUGACCCCUGCAGAACUGCUGAUGAAAAUCAUAAGCUAUAGAGAAGCAGCUUCCGGAAACUUCCAUCUCUUUCUUCAAAAUCUCUAUGAGGCAGGGCAGCAAGGCAUCUUCCCAGUGCUGGCCCAAUACCCUUCCCUCCAAGAUGUCCCACAGGCAGUGUUGGAGGGGACCCUGACCCAGUCAGGACAAAACAUCCUCUUGGAACCCUACCUGUUCUGGCAGAUCCUCAACAGCCAGCUCAGCCGGUACCCAGGACCUUACUCGGACUUUAGCAUACCUUUUGAACACUUUGACCUCCGGAGCUGCUGGUGUGUAGAUGAGACUGGCCAGGAACUGGAUGGAACUCGGGCUGAGCCAGGCAAGAUCCCAACAUGUCCUGGCUCCUGUGAGGAAGUGAAGCUUCGUGCCCUGAGGUUCAUUAAGGAAGCAGAAGAGGUUGUCUCCGCUUCCAACGGAUCUUGGUUCCCUCUGGGAGAGAGUUUCCUAGCGGCCAAGGGAAUCCAGCUGACCAGCGAGGAGCUCGGCCUUCCUCCACUCUACCCAUCCAGGGAGGCCUUCUUGGAGAAGUUUCUGCGUGGUGGUGAUUACGCCAUUCGGUUGGCAGCUCAGUCCACCUUGACCUUCUAUAGGAGCUCCCAUUCCUCCGUGGGCGCAUCAGAUGGAGCAGCCAGCCCUCUGCCGCCGGGCCCCUAUGUGCCACAGUGUGAUGCCCUUGGGAACUGGGAGCCUGUGCAGUGCCACGCUGGGACUGGGUACUGCUGGUGUGUGGAUGAGAGGGGAGAGUUCAUCCCUGCCUCACUGUCUGCCCGCUCCUCACAGAUGCCAGAGUGCCCCACGAGCUGCCAGCGGUCCCGAGCCAAUGGGUUGCUUUCUGGUUGGAAACAGGCUGCGUCCCAAGGAAAUCCAGGAGUAGGAGGCCUGUUCACCCCUGUCUGCCUGGAGACAGGAGAAUAUGCCAGGCUGCAAGUAUCAGAGAUGGGUGGCUGGUGUGUGGAUCCCGCCUCAGGAGAAGGGAUGUCACCAGACACAAGCAGUGAUGUCCAGUGUCCAGGCCUCUGUGAUGCUGUCAGGAGCGGAGCCCUGUCCAGGACAGCAGGCCCCGGCUACAUCCCCACUUGUGAGUCACAAGAUGGGAGCUUCUCGCCAGUUCAGUGUGACCUGGUCAAGGGCAGCUGCUGGUGUGUCCUGAGCAGUGGAGAGGAGGUGCCCGGGACUCGUGUGGUGGGCAGCCAGCCCAUCUGUGAGAGCCCACGGUGUCCGCUGCCUUUCGAGUCAGACGUGGCUGGUGGAAUAGUCCUCUGUGAGAGAGUCUCGGGCCAAGGAGGUGCCACCGCUCAACAGUGCCAGCUGCUCUGCCGCCAGGGUUAUCGGAGUGCCUUUCCACUGGAGCCUGUGAUGUGCAGUCUGGAGAGCGGACAGUGGCUGUCGCCACCACCGCCCCAGGCCUGCCAGCGGCCACAGCUGUGGCAGACUCUCCAGACACAAGCGCACUUCCAGCUCCUGCUGCCCCCCGGCAAGAUGUGCAGUGCUGACUACUCAGGCUUGCUGCAGGCUUUCCAGGUCCUCAUCCUGGAUGAGCUGAUGGCCCGCGGCUUUUGCCAGAUCCAGGUGAAGACGUUCGGGACUCUGGCUUCAAGUCCUAUCUGUGACAGCUCCUCAGUGCGGGUGGGGUGUCUGACUAUGGAGCGUUUAGGAGUGAAUGUCACGUGGAAAUUGCGGCUUGAGGACAUCCCAAUGGCUUCGCUUCCAGAUGUGCAAGACCUUGAAAAGGCUUUAGUGAGCCAGGACUUCCUCGGACGCUUUGCAGAUUUGAUCCAAAGUGGCACAUUUCAGCUUCAUCUGGAUUCCAAGACGUUCCCAGCAGACACCGUUCUCCGCUUCCUCCAUGGUGACAGCUUUGGCACCUCUCCCUGGACGUGGUUUGGGUGCUUGGAAGGAUUCUACCGACUCCCACCCACCAGUGGGGCCAGUCAGGACCUUCUAGGGUGCGUCAAGUGUCCUGAAGGAAGCUACUCACGGGAGGAGCAAUGCCUUCCCUGUCCAGCUGGCUUCUAUCAAGAACAGGCAGGCAGCUCGGCCUGUGUCCCAUGCCCCGUGGGCAGAACAACGGUUGCCAUUGGAGCUUUCAGCCGGACUCACUGUGUCACUGAUUGUCAGAGGAAUGAAGCUGGCCUGCUGUGUGACCAGGAUGGCCAGUACCGAGCCAGCCAGAGGGACAGUGGAAGUGGGGAGGCCUUUUGUGUGGACAGUGAGGGGCAGAGGCUGCCGUGGUCACAGACAGAGGACGCCCUGUCGGACGCUCAGUGUCUGAUGAUGCGGAAAUUUGAGAAGGUUCCAGAAUGGAAGGUUCUCGUUAGCACUGAUGCUCCUGUAGUGAAGAGGUCCACAGCCCCUGGUUCAAAGUCUCCCCUGGCACAGUGCUUGUCAGACUGCGCAGAGGAUGAGGCCUGCAGCUUUCUCGUGGUGUCCAUGGUGGGGUCCGAGGUCUCGUGUGACUUUUAUGGUUGGACAAGUGACAACUUUGCCUGCAUGACUUCUGCUCAGGACCAAGAUCCUCUGGGGAGCUCAGAGACCACCAGCUUCAGAAAUCUUGGGUGCCAGGUGAAAGUGGGGAGCAGUGACCGAGGUUCUUUGGCUGUGUAUGUUAAGAAGGGCCAAGAAUUCACUGCAGUGGGUCAGAAGCGCUUUGAACCAACGGGUUUCCACAAUGCACUGUCAGGGCUAUACGGCCCUGUAGUAUUCUCAGCCCAGAGAGCCAAUCUAACGGACGUGCACCGCUUCUGUCUGCUUGCCUGUGACCGCGACCCCUGCUGCGAUGGCUUCCUCCUCACGCAAGUCAAAGCAGGGCCCACCAUCUGCGCACUGCUCAGCUCCCCUGACGUCCUGCUUUGUCAUGUCGAUGACUGGAGAGAUGUCUCUGAGGCCCAGGCCAAUGCUACAUGUGCUGGGCUGACGUAUGAGCAGGAGAGCCGCCAGGUGGCCUUGCGUCUGGGAGGUCUAGAGCUCCUGAAGGGUUGGAUGCCUCUGGAGGAAACAGGAGACAUCACUACCAGCUUCCAGCAAGUUUACCUCUGGAAAGAUUCCGACAUGGGGUCUCGGUCCGAGUCUACAGGAUGUGGAAGACACACAGUGCCAAGGGCAGACUCUCCAGCAGAAGCAGAUACGGUGACAGAACUCUUCUCCCCCGUGGACCUUACCCGGGUCAUCGUCGAUGUUAACCAUUCCCUGCCCAGGCAGCAACACUGGCUCUUCAGACACCUGUUUUCAGCCCAGCAGGCAAAGCUGUGGUGCCUUUCCCGGUGUGUCCAGGAACCGGAUUUCUGUCAGCUUGCAGAUGUAACAGAGAUGGCUCCCUUGUACUUCACCUGCUCCCUCUACCCAGAGGCCCAAGUGUGUGAUGACGUCUUGGAGUCUAACGCCAAGGGUUGCAGCCUGAUCCUGCCCUACCAGCCAGAGGCUCUCUUCCAGAAGAACAUCGUGUUGGAAGAUCGAGUGAAGAACUUUUAUACGCGCUUGCCAUUCCAAAAGCUGACAGGGAUUUCCAUCAGAAACAAAGUGCCCAUGUCUGGAAAACCCAUUUCCAGUGGGUUCUUCGCGUGUGAGCGACGGUGUGACAAGGACCCGUGCUGCAUCGGCUUUGGCUUUCUAAAUGUCUCCCAAUCGCAAGGAGGAGAGGUGACAUGCCUGACCCUGAGCAGCAUGGGCGUUCAGACGUGCAGUGAGGAAAGUGGAGCAGCCUGGCGUGUUUUUGACUGUGGCUCUGUGGACAUGGAAGUCCGCACCUAUCCCUUCGGAUGGUACCAGAAGCCUGACGCAAAGGGUGACACUCCCAGCUUCUGCCCUUCGACUGCUGUGCCUCUCCUCACAGAGAAGGUCUCUCUGGACUCGUGGCAGACGCUGGCCCGCUCCUCAGCAGCUGUGGAUCCUUCCAUCAGGAGCUUUGAUGUUGCCCACGUCAGCUCGGCAGCCACCAGCAGCUUCUCUGUAGCCCGGGACUUCUGUUUGUCAGAAUGCUCCCGUCGCCAGGCGUGCCUUGUGACGACCCUUCAGACCCGGCCGGGGGUUGUGCGGUGUGUGCUCUACCCAGACACCCAGAGCUGCACACACAGCCUGCAGGGCCCCACCUGCCAGCUCCUGCUCCGUGAAGAGGCUGCCCACAUCUACCGCAAGCCUGGCAUCCCUUUGCUCCGCUUCGAGGCAGCAUCUGGGCCUUUUGUGUCCAUUGCCACCCACGGUCAGCUGCUGGGCAGGUCCCAGGCCAUCCAGGUGGGCACUUCAUGGAAGCAGGUGCACCAGUUCCUUGGAGUCCCAUAUGCUGCUCCACCCCUGGCAGAGAGCCGCUUCCGGGCACCAGAGCCCUUGAACUGGACAGGAUCUUGGGAUGCCACUAAGGCAAGGGCCAGCUGUUGGCAGCCGGGCACCCGCACACCCACACCUCCCGGAGUCAGCGAAGACUGCUUGUAUGUCAACGUGUUUGUCCCCGAGAGCAUGGCUCCCAAUGCAUCAGUCCUGGUGUUCUUCCACAACACCAUGGAGAUGGAAGACGGUGGAGCACAGUUGACCAUUGACGGCUCCUUUCUGGCUGCGGUUGGCAACCUCAUUGUGGUCACUGCCAACUACCGAGUGGGGGUCUUUGGCUUCCUGAGUUCUGGGUCCAGAGAGGCGACUGGUAACUGGGGGCUGCUGGACCAGGUGGCAGCUCUGACCUGGGUGCAGACCUAUAUCGGAGCAUUUGGUGGGGACCCUCGGCGUGUGACCCUGGCAGCAGAUCGUGGUGGGGCCGAUGUGGCCAGCAUCCACCUUUUCACAACCAAGGCAGGCAGUCCCCGGCUCUUCAGGAGAGCUCUUCUCAUGGGAGGCUCGGCACUGUCCCCAGCUGCAGUCAUCAGCCCCAGCAGGGCUCGGCAACAGGCAGAGGCCUUGGCAAAAGAGAUCGGAUGCCCCACCUCACCCAGCCAAGCAGUGGUGUCUUGCCUCCGUCAGAAGCCCGCCAACAUCCUCAAUGAUGCUCAGACCAAGCUGCUGGCCGUGAGUGGUCCUUUCCACUACUGGGGUCCUGUGGUCGAUGGCCAGUACCUGCGGGAAACCCCGGCCAGCGCGCUGCAGAGGCCUCUGCCAGCAAAGGUCGAUCUGCUUGUUGGGAGUUCUCAGAAUGACGGGGUCAUCAACAGAGCCAAGGCCGUGAAGCAAUUUGAGGAAAGUCAAGGCCGAACCAACAGCAAAACAGCCUUUUACCAGGCACUACAGAACUCGCUGGGUGGUGAGGACUCAGAUGCCCGUGUCCUGACUGCUGCCACAUGGUAUUACUCUCUGGAACAUUCCACAGACGACUAUGCCUCCUUUUCUCGAGCUCUGGAGAAUGCCACACGGGACUACUUCAUCAUCUGUCCCAUGAUUGGCAUGGCCAGCCUCUGGGCAGAGAGGGCCCGAGGAAACACCUUCAUGUACCACACUCCAGAGAGCUACGAUCAUAGCAGCCUGGAGCUGCUGGCCGACGGUCAGUAUGCUUUUGGACUGCCCUUCUACCCCGCCUAUGAGGGCCAGUUCUCUCCAGAAGAGAAGAGCCUGUCCCUGAAGAUCAUGCAGUACUUCUCCAACUUCGUCAGAUCCGGAAAUCCCAACUACCCACAUGAGUUCUCGCGGAAAGCACCUGACUUUGCAGUGCCCUGGCCUGACUUUGUCCCUGGAGCCGGUGGACAGAGCUAUAAGGAGUUCAGUGUGCAGCUUCCCAAUCGGCAGGGCCUGAAGCAAGCUGACUGCUCCUUCUGGUCCAAGUACAUCCAGGCUCUGAAGGCUGCAGAUGGAGCCAAGGACAAGCAGUUGUCAGCCAGUGAAGAACAGGACUUGGCAGUGGGGCCUGUGCUGCAAGAAGACCUCCCGAGUCCCCCAGAACAGGGCCCCAAGAGCUAUGACAAAUAACGAAGUCCUGGAACCCCCUCCUCCAACCCCGCCCUUGACUGCCCCCGACGGUGACGCCAUACUGCAGUAUGUUGUUCUCAAUAAACUGUCCCCUGCAGUGAA